This is a messenger RNA of Drosophila sulfurigaster albostrigata, 1513 nucleotides long. Its product is annotated as reticulocalbin-2. The transcript is spliced from 5 exons. NCBI's taxonomy places the organism in Eukaryota, Metazoa, Arthropoda, Insecta, Diptera, Drosophilidae. The record is from RefSeq and is a predicted model, not a curated record. Gene Ontology annotation, molecular function: calcium ion binding. The coding region runs from base 414 to 1433 and encodes 339 amino acids. Gene Ontology annotation, cellular component: endoplasmic reticulum.
UCACCAGCCACUUUUACGCAAAUAAUAAUAUUUAAAUUUGUGAUUAUUAGUUAAAUUAAUUAGUAAUAUAAUUUAUGGAACUCUUCAGCAGGUGUUAAAAAGUGAACAAAUCGUGAGACAUUGUUAAACAUAACGUUUAAAUGGCUAAUUUGUGAGCGCGUCCUAAACAGCUGGUUACGCAAAUCCAUCGACUGGGUUCAAUAGAGUUCAACAAAUUUUUUGGGACUAUUACGUGUGUCGCCGGCGGCUAAAAGUUCAAGUGGUGUGCGUGAGUUUCUAAAGCAAAAAAAGAAAAUUACAAAGGCUGCCAAAGAAACGCACAAAAAACUCUCAGUGUGUGCCUGACGAUCAAACGCAGACGACGCUAGCGGAGCGUAUAUUUUGUAUAUAAACAAACCUUCAAAAUAUUCAUCAUGAUGACGCUGUGGCCAAUGGUUGUAUUGACGCUGGCCAUACUGGCUGCCGUUGGACCAAUGCCCACCCAUGGAGCUGUGGCGAGUCCCCACAAGCAUGAGAAGCACACAAGCAAGGAACGUAUUAAGGAUGGUGUCUAUGUGCCGCGCGAUGCGCACCAUCAUGGCGAGCAUGGCGAGCAUAAUGUGGAGUUUGAUCAUGAGGCGAUUAUAGGCAAUACAAAAGAAGCACAGGAGUUCGACACACUAACGCCGGAAGAGUCCAAAAGACGUUUAGCCAUUCUCAUACGCAUGAUGGAUUUGAAUAAGGACGAGUAUAUCGAUCGUCACGAAUUGAAAGCAUGGAUAUUAAGGUCUUUUAAAAAACUAUCUGAGGAAGAGGCCGCAGAUCGUUUUGAGGAAAUCGAUUUGGAUGGCGAUGAUAAAAUUACUUGGAAAGAGUACUUGCUGGACACCUAUGCCAUGGAAGAUGAAGACUUCAAAAAGGAAGUAAUUGAUUUCGAUAGCUACGAAGAUGAGCAGAAUAUGAUUAAGCAGGAUAAAGAAAUGUUCAAUGCCGCCGAUGUCAACAAGGAUGGCGUACUCACAAUGGAGGAGUAUGUUUAUUUUCAAAACCCCGAAGAGCAUCCACAAAUGUUGCCCAUUUUGCUGGAGCAUACGAUGCAGGACAAGGACACCAAUCACGAUGGCAAAAUCGAUUUUCAAGAGUAUGUUGGCCAGGCGGCUGCGCAUCACGACAAGGAAUGGCUGGUGACGGAAAAGGAGCGCUUUGAUAAGGAUCACGAUAUCAACGGCGAUGGCAUGCUGACGGGCAAUGAGGUUUUGUCUUGGAUUGUGCCCAGCAAUACGGCGAUUGCCAGCGAUGAGGUCGAUCAUUUAUUUGUCUCUACGGAUGAGGAUCACGACGAUCGGUUAUCGUAUUUGGAAAUCCUCAACAACUAUGACACAUUCGUGGGCAGCGAGGCAACCGAUUAUGGUGAUCAUUUGCAAAACAUUAAUCAUCUGUCUGAUGAGCUGUAAUUCCCAUUGGACAUAUCGCGAUACAUUUGCUAGAGCAAUUGUAUUUUAUUCAUUUAGUUAGUAUAAAUGUGUUUUAUUCA